AUGGCAUCAGUGACACCGAGCAGAAACCCACCUUUGAAACCGCCGCAAUCGCGCGGCUCGUCUUCGCGGAGAGCCCCGCUUGCCUCCGGUGCAGGCAAGCCCGGAAGCAACAAGACGAGCUUGUUGGAUGCUGGAUCUCGAAGCAACAAACUCACCAUCAGAUUGUUGCCUCCGUCGCUUGGAGAACGCGAAUUUUUAGCCCAGUUGGCUCAAAUCUACCCUUACCAUGCUACCAAGAUCAUGCAAUUCUAUUAUGUCCAAGGCUCGUAUCCGCUGAAGCCUUUUGAAGUGCCCGUGUACAGCAGAGCUUAUGUUGCGUUCAAAAACGUCACCGAUAUGGAGGCGUUUGCCAAUUUUGUCAAGGGCAAGUCGUUUGCUGAUGACAGAGAUUCUACAGUUCCCAUGGUGGAAAGGUCUCUUUUCCACAAGAUGGUGGACUUGAGAAGCCAGCUGUUUCUGGAAGACGCCGGAGACAAGGGCAAGAACGAUCCCAAGUGGAGUUUGAGUGAGGAUGAGAUUUUCAAAAAGUUUUUGAGCUUUUUGAAUAAUGAGACUCCUGAGUUUAACCUUGUCAAGGCGAAGAAGCAAGUGCGAAAACGCAAGGAGAAAGCUCCCGCUGCUGAGGCAAAGAACAAGAAGGCAAAAGGUAAUGAACCUAAAGCUAAAGAAGCAAAGAAGGAAGAAAAUGAAACGAAUGGAAAGAAGAAGGAGAAGAAGGAGAAGAAGGAGAAGGAGAACGCCAAGGGCAACAAGAGCGGUAAACGCCGCUCAAGAAAGCCCCAUGAACCAACCAAGCCCUCCGAAGGAGAACCGGGAUCAGAAACCAAAGAGGCAACCGCCAACAAAAAGAAAAGACCAAAGAAGGAAGCCAAACAGAGUGGUAAAACCGAAACAACUGAUGCAGAUAUCAGUAAUAAUAAUAAUAAUAAUAAUGCUAGUACGGAGAAAUCUACCCCUACGAAGCGCACACGAACAAAGAAGCGGCCUCCAAAGAAGAACAAACCAGCUGGUUCAUCCGAGGGCAACAGCAAGCCCCCCGCGCCGAGUGAGGGGCCGGUGCCAAUCGAGUCGCAAAGACCCAAGCAAGCACCCGCGGCACCAAUCAAGCCCAUCAAGAUAUUAACGUCCAAGAACGACAAAAGCACAAACACAAACACAGCAGACACUGGAUAA
This is a messenger RNA of Lodderomyces beijingensis, 1173 nucleotides long. The record is from the annotation of a GenBank genome assembly. NCBI's taxonomy places the organism in Eukaryota, Fungi, Ascomycota, Pichiomycetes, Serinales, Debaryomycetaceae.